UUCGGAUAUGGCCGCUGUAUCGGCAAUACGACAUCUGCAAUGUUUUGUAAAUUCAUUUUUAUAAAAUGAAUAAGGUGUUUUUUACUUAUGUAUAGUGAUUAGCGGACCGUGUACAGUGCUGUGAUAUUUGUAAUGGAUGCAGAGAACGAGUACGAAAUAAAGAAAGUUCGUGAUGCCAUACAAACGAUAGAGACUAUCCAGUCCAUGAUCGACGUUUCAGCUGAAAGACUUGAGGGUUUGCGGACACAAUGCUCGACGAGCGCAGAGCUGACGCAGCAGGAGAUCCGGACCCUGGAGGGCAAGCUGGUGAAACACUUCUCCCGACAGCUGGUGAUCAAGGCCAGCUUCGGUGAGGAGUUGCGGCGUAAGCUCGGCGAUGUGCCGCGACUUGCGCAAUGGCUCAGGGUCGUGGGCUUGUGCCCCGAUUCUAUUACGGCGGUAUGUUCCCGCGUGGCGUCGUUGGAGACGCUGCGGGAACGUUCCGACCACGAGAUGCGCGCGCUGCUGGCCGGCGCGCGCGACGAGGAGGUGUUGCGACUCUGUCGCGCCAUGCAGCGGCUCAGGACUUAUAUAGAGGCCCUCGGGCGCGGCGAGGGCGGCGCGGAGCUGCAGUUGUUCUGGGACUCGUGGGAGCGCACCGCGCGCGCCUCGCCGCGGGCGCCGCGCGCGCGACACGCCGCCGCGGACCACCACGGCACGCCGCACAACAAGAAAGGUGGCAAAUCUCCCCCCACUCCGGUAGCGAAGCGAAAACAACCGAGCACUCUGCCCCCUCCCGCGGCACUCACCAAGUCAAGGUCACACGAGUCACAACUAUCUGUCAGACCAGACGCUUCAGACCUUAGUGACAACAGUCAGUCCUCAGCGGUGGGUACGUCGGAAGUGACGCCCCCCGCCUCCCCGCACGACACCGAGUCCGAGCACACGCCGCUCCACCGCCCUCUACCGUACCACAACAACAACACGGGCGCGGGCGUGGCGCCACGCUCCCCGCGCACGCCGACCGUGAGCCGCUGCAUGGCGCACGACAUCGCGCACCGGUUCACCAAGACCAUGCUCAUUGCCACCUGCGACUACUGCGACAAACAGAUGUUCGGCUCCGCGCUCAAGUGCAAGGAGUGCAAGUUCAAGUGUCACAGAGACUGCGAAAGUAAAGUACCUCCGUCAUGCGGCCUACCACCUGAAUUUGUGGACGUUUUCAAAGAAAAGUUUCACAAAGAUGGUGGGUACUACGGGUACGUGUCAGGUCGCGGCGCGGGCAUCCUGUCCUCGCUCACGCACCGCCGCCGGGCGCCGCCCACUUCGCAUCACGCUGGUGGCCCAGACUCGUCGUCGAACACGUCGUCGUGCAACAGUUCGACCCCGUCGUCCCCGGCGCUGGCCCCGCCCCUGACCCCCCACCACCCCCACCAUACACAAAUCCACCACCCCCAUCACCCCCACCAUCCGCAUCAUCCGCCCACCACUAAACAACAAUUCCAUUUCCCAGAACUAAAGCCAGUGGUAUCUAGUCCUAACCACGUGUCGGUGCAGUCGCCAUCUAGACAACAAGACAACAAGGAAGACCUUACUACUAGCGUGCAAAGUGGCGACAGUUCCCGCGGCGUGUCCCUGUCGGGCUCCACGGACAGCGGCGGCUGCCCGCGCGGCGACUCCUUCGACCUCUCGCACAAACACGGAGACUCGCGCUGGCCGCGACAGAAUAGUUUAUCAAUGAAAGAGUGGGACAUCCCGUACGACGAGCUGAAGCUGUUCGAAGUGAUAGGCACGGGCCGCUUCGGUACUGUCUACCGCGGCAGUUGGCACGGAGCCGUCGCCGUCAAACUAUUGCACGUGCUCAGCGACGACUGUGUACCACUGGAUACUUUCAAACAUGAGGUGGCGACCUUCCGCAAAACUCGUCAUGAGAACUUGGUCCUGUUCAUGGGCGCGUGUAUGAAGCCGCCGCGACUGGCCAUCGUGACGUCACUGUGUAAGGGCAUGACUCUGUACACCCACAUCCACCUCCGCAAGGACAAGUUCACCGCCAACAAGAGCGUACUCGUCGCACAGCAGAUAUCACAGGGUAUGGGCUACCUACACGCGCGUGGCAUCAUCCACAAAGACCUGAAGACGAAGAAUAUAUUCUUAGAAAACGGCAAAGUAGUGAUCACAGACUUUGGUCUCUUCAGCGUUACCAAACUGUGUUUUGGAAACAAGUUAGUACAAAGUCUCCGCGGCGACAGCCUGGGUAUCCCGGCGGGAUGGCUGUGUUACCUGGCGCCGGAGUUGUGUCGCGCGCUCACUCCGCACGCCUCACUACAUCUGCCCUUCUCCAAGGCCACGGACGUAUACGCGUUUGGCACUGUGUGGUACGAGUUGUUAUGCGGAGAGUAUCCGUUCAAGAGUCAGCCGCCGGAGGCAGUCAUCUGGCAGGUCGGGAAAGGCGUCAAGCAAUCGUUAGCCAAUAUGCAAGCUUCUAGAGAUAUUAAGGACAUACUAAUGCUAUGCUGGUCGUACCGGUCCUCUGAGCGGCCCGACUUCCCCCACCUGCUGACGACGCUGCAGAAGCUGCCCCGCAAGCGCCUGGCGCGGUCGCCGUCGCACCCGGUGCACCUGUCGCGCUCGGCCGACUCCGUCUUCUGAGGCCGGCUGCGGGCGGCCCUAGCACUGACGUCGGAGCGGGCUAUGGCCAGUGUGGUACCGCUGUUUAUUAUCUAGUUUAGGAAAUAUACUCCAUAUUAUUGUAAGUUUCGUGUAAUAGGUACAGAUAAAUCGACAAAAUUCAAUUUUAAACUAAUGGAUUAUCAUGCGAAAAUUGCCCUGAGUUUCCAGCGAUUGGAACAAAUACUAUGAUAAAUGCUAUGGGACAAAAAAAAUAUAUAUAUCUUAUUAACCUAUUUUGACGAAUGUAAAGUGCAAUAAGGACAACGCAACCACACUAGCCAGCCGACCACUAAAGUAUUCGCUCACUGAAUCUCGUAUAUCGACGAAAUAAAUAUAACUAUUUAAAACUAUAUUUAUAUUUUGAAUUGUCAAAAAUAUUACUUUGUUUUCAACUAGUUGGGAGAACAGUUUUUGUGUUUGAAUCAGGUUAAAUUAUUUAUUUUCAUGUUCAUUUUAAUCACGGGGUUUUUUAAUAGAAAGACGUAGUUAGUGGAUUUACAAUAUAGGAUCUGGAAUCAAUCAAGUUAGUGUUACGCCAUUCAAUAUUUGCGGGAUAAAUGUACAAAUAACUCGAAUACUACAGUCGAUUAUGGGCUCCAUUCUAUAUUUGCAGUCAUUGUCCAAUGGAUCUUACAGAAGUUGUCCUCUCGACUAGUUAAUUCAGAAAGUUAUAUUUCAGUAUAACACAACAAACGGGUUUUCGAUACUUAGUAUAAAAACAUUUAUAAAUGAAAUGUAAAAUAUGUUAAUAACGUCUAUUGUAAGUAUAUCUUGAUCUCUGAAUAAUCAAUAGAAUAAAUUAUAUUUUCGUAAUUAAAAUAAUAAUUAAAUCAUGGAAAAAAUGAAAAAAAAAAAUGUGAAAAAUGACUGCUUUGUUGAUAGAUUGUAUAUAUAUGUACAGUGUUACGAUUUUGCUGUGAUCGACGAAUCGACUGUUCUUAAGCGACAAAGGCCAUCUUUCGAGUCAGAAAAUCAAUUUAUCUGUGACGUUUCAACCGCUCCUUGUGGCGUAAAUGUAGUUCAACUAACAGAAACUAUUUUUUUCUCUAGAAGAAAAUUUAAAUGGUUUUUGUUUCUUAGGACAAUCGAGAUGAAUGCACUGAUCUUUUGUACAUACAUUGUAUAUUCACCACGAGAAAGCCUUAAUCAUCAAUUUAUUAUUACUUGGUAUGUUAAGAAAUAUUGUCAACUUUAACUAAUAUUUAUAAGGUUUAACCUAAAUUCAAAAGUAGUAAAAAGAUUUUUCUAGAUUUCAAAUUAUUGCCUAAUGUCUUAUAGCAAAAAAUUAGAGAAACGAAGGUCAGUGUAUUCAACAAGAAUCUUUUUAAACUAGGCUAAGAGUUGACAUAUUUCAUACCUACUACUACAUUAUUUUUACAGGUUUUCUUAAUUAAACGUAUUAUAAUAGUCCCCUUGAAACACGUCACGAAUUUAUUUGAUAUUACAUAGUGUAACGACAGUUUCUUUUAAUGUUAAACGCUAAAUUAUAACAGUAGUUAUUGAGAAUAUUGGAGUGCAAACAGUUCGUCUAGCAUUGCUUGGAACUAGUCGAGUGCCUCGUCAAACAGUUACGUAAGCCGAAAAUAUAAUAAUGAAUUUAGUAUGCCUCACAAAAGUUAUAGGAUUUGACUGUAUUAUUUAAUUCAAAGUAUUUUACAAUGUGGUCCCUCAAUAUUCUCCAUAACUAUUGAUAACGAAAUAUGUUUUGUAAAUAAAAGAAUUAUAACAUUCCUUUUUGUAGGUUGUUGAAGUUUAAAACUUGAUAGUUACUAUUCAAGCUGUAGUAAAUCAGUUUGUAUCUUUUUAAAAGUUACCACUUUCUUAUAUCGUUGCUAAGAGGCUUAUCGUUAGUCUAGGCUGAAAUACAGGCGAUGUUUAUGCUUUUAGACGGGUCUAGAUGUGACUGGGUGUAGAAGAAAACCUUCCUCACUUUAUCCAAAGUUACUUGAGGUUGCCGCUAAGUCAUUUUCUCCCAUUUCUAUGAAUUUCGAUCCAUUCAGUGCAAAAUGUUGGAUAUUUAUUGCCAGUUGCUCUAAUCUCAGUGAUUACAAGUAAGUUCCAUCAUUAGUCACAUUUAAACCCGUUACAAAAGCUCAUCAAGUCAUCAAUUAGCAAAAAUUUAUCAUUUAAAAUGAAAAAAAAAAACGUAACAGCUCAUUAUUAUUCUAUUGUUUACUAAAUUAUUGUUAUAAAGGAAAAUUGUUCUGGUCAGUCGACUCCUAUUACGAUAGUUUGUAAAGUAAUGCGCUGACGUCACGCAGUGUACAUAGAAAAGCGCGGGACGUCCGCUAUCUUGUAACAUAUAUUUAUUAGAAGAGAACAACGGUUGGAAAGCAGAUGGAUGUAGUUAUACAUAAUGUAUUGAGAUUUGAAACGAUUAGGUUAGUUGCAUUUGCCAAAAUAAAUUUCCGAAUCACUGUU
Spodoptera litura is the source of this 5067-nucleotide messenger RNA. It is a transcript of the gene ksr, whose product is annotated as kinase suppressor of ras. Gene Ontology annotation, molecular function: protein serine/threonine kinase activity; ATP binding. The record is from RefSeq and is a predicted model, not a curated record. Lineage: Eukaryota; Metazoa; Arthropoda; Insecta; Lepidoptera; Noctuidae. Gene Ontology annotation, biological process: protein phosphorylation.